AUGCAGCGUCCCGCGUACGGGCAGUCGCCCCCACUUCACCACCCCGUUCCCCAGCAUGUGUCGACGGUGCCGCAGCUGCGGUCACCACCGCCGCCGACGUCGUCGCAACCACAGCCUCAGACCUACGGCAGUCCGUACCAGCAGCAGCAGCAACAGCAGCAGCCACACCAGCAGCAGCAGGGCGGUAGCUUCCCCAUGGGCAACAUGUUUGGGCAGUACGGCCAGUUUAUGAACGAUCCGACGGCACAGGUGGCCGCGCAGCUCUCGCACACCGCGCUCCGGCAAGGGCAAGAAUACGUUGAGCAGAAUAUCAACCGCUAUGUUAAUGUCGGUGUCCUGAAACACUACUUCAACGUGUCCAACUCGUACGUGCUCAGCAAGCUGUUCCUCGUGCUGUUCCCCUGGCGCCACAAGCCCUGGUCGCGCAAGCAGACCGUCGGCCCCGCCGGGCAGGAGGGCUGGUACCUGCCCCCGCGCGACGACAUCAACAGCCCGGACAUGUACAUCCCCGUCAUGUCGGUUGUCACGUACAUUUUGCUGUCCACGCUCGUCGCCGGUCUGCGCGGCCAGUUCCAGCCCGAGCUGCUGGGCUACACGGCCUCGGUGGCGCUGGCCGUCGUCGGCGUUGAGAUCCUCGGCCUCAAGCUCGGAUGCUACCUGCUGAGCAUCUCCAACACGUCGCAGCUGCUCGACCUCGUGGCCUACUCGGGCUACAAGUUUGUCGGCGUCAUUGCCACCAUUGCCGUGGCCGAGCUGGUCAAUGGCGGCAAGGGCACGGGUGGCUGGAUCGGCUGGUCGCUGUUCCUCUACACCUUUUUGGCGAACUCGCUCUUUUUGAUGCGCUCCCUCAAGUACGUCCUUCUCCCCGAGAGCUCGGCCGACAGCCGGCCCAUGCAGACGGACACGCGCGCCAAGCGCAACCAGCGCACGCAGUUCCUCUUUUUCUACUCGUACGCUGUCCAGUUGCUGCUUAUGUGGAUCCUCAGCCGUGCAUAA
This is a messenger RNA of Sporothrix brasiliensis 5110, 996 nucleotides long. RefSeq lists its product as uncharacterized. Gene Ontology annotation, biological process: endoplasmic reticulum to Golgi vesicle-mediated transport. The record is from RefSeq and is a predicted model, not a curated record. Gene Ontology annotation, cellular component: Golgi membrane; endoplasmic reticulum membrane; COPII-coated ER to Golgi transport vesicle. The transcript is spliced from 3 exons. NCBI's taxonomy places the organism in Eukaryota, Fungi, Ascomycota, Sordariomycetes, Ophiostomatales, Ophiostomataceae. Bases 1 to 996 code for a protein of 331 amino acids.